Molecule: messenger RNA, 1023 nt
Organism: Komagataella phaffii GS115
Lineage: Eukaryota; Fungi; Ascomycota; Pichiomycetes; Pichiales; Pichiaceae
Product: Carboxyl methyltransferase
Exons: 1
Coding region: 1-1023 (340 amino acids)
Biological process (GO): C-terminal protein methylation
Molecular function (GO): protein C-terminal leucine carboxyl O-methyltransferase activity
Source: RefSeq, a predicted model, not a curated record
AUGGCGAUACAAGAGACCGAUUAUGACGCAUUGUUUAGUAGAUACUCUGCUACUAAUAAGGGCUAUCUUGAGGAUGAGUACUUGGCCGAGUUGCUGCAGUCUUUAAUUGAUGUCUCUCCAUUAUCGGCACAAUCCCCACAUCAACAGAUGAAUACCAAAAGAAAGCUGUUGAGAAUGAAAAAAUCCAUAAAGAUGCCAAUUAUCAACCGGGGAACUUAUAUAAGAACUUUUGCCAUUGAUUCAGUCAUUGAAUCCUUUUUGAACUCUUUCCCCAAUGAAAAGACUCAAGUUGUUUCUUUAGGUGCUGGUAGCGAUACGAGGGUAUUCAGGUACUCUAACAGGCCGAAUCUCAGAUGGAUAGAGUGUGAUUUCGAACAAACAGUCAAAUUGAAAAAAUGUGCUAUACUGAAAUCUACAAAGCUGCGGAAUUGUCUUGGAAUUGACGAGCAAUUGCCAACCAACAAUGAGGAAUUCAAAUCUUUAAGCUCAACCAUUGAUACCCCCUCCUACCUAUUGCAAGCACUAGAUUUGAACGAAUUUACAGACUUUCGACAAUUGGACAUACAUGAUGUUCCAACCAUCGUUCUUGCUGAAUGCGUUUUUUGUUAUCUCCCUGAUUCAACUUGUAAUAAUAUAUUGUCCUUACUAAACACAAGCAUAUCCAACUGUUCAUUUCUUAUUUAUGACCCCAUGGGAGGCGAGCAGAGUGACAAUUUUGGAAAAGUAAUGGUUAACAAUCUAGCUCAAAGGAAUAUAUCGAUGCCAAAUCUUAUGAAGUAUGGAACUUUAGAUGCUCAAAAUGUUAGAUUUCAAGCACUAGGAUUGAAUCUCAAUGUUGCUUUAGCCACAAUCGAUCAUGUAAUGGAAACUUGGCUUUCUCAGGAAGAGCUAGCAAGAAUAAGUAAGCUAGAGUUCCUUGAUGAACUAGAGGAAUGUAAGUUACUGUUUAAGCACUACUGUCUGAUUGUAUUGUACAAAGGCUGGAAACCUGAACAGAGCUUUCAAGUAAAAGCCAUCGCUUAA